AUGGAGGACUUCGGCCGCUUCUCCCACCACCGGGACCUCCGGGAGCCCAGGCCCCGGGGGGCGCACACCCGGCCGGCUCGGGGCUGCCGGGCCGGGACCCCCGGCGGCGGCGGCGGCGAGGGGAGCGAGGCCGCGGGGACCCCCUGGCCUCCCCGCCGCCACCAUCACCACCAGUCCCCCCCGGACUCCCCGCGGGAGAGCCGCAGCCUGAGCGACGUGGCGGCGGCGCAGAGGCCCCCCGACGGCGGCGGCGCCCGGAGACACCGGCCCCCGCGCAGCUGGCGCCCCCGGGAGGCCUGGGGGGAGCCCAGGACGCAGCCCCUCCCGGUCCAGCUGGCAUCACCCCCGCAACCGCCGCUGCGCUGCCCGCACUGCCCCCCGGCGCAGGGGGACUCGCCCCCGCCGUACCCCGAGGGCGCCUGCACCCCCUUGAGCGGCCUGUUCGGGGCGGACGAGGCGCAGAUCGGGGACCCCUGGGCGCUGCCGGCGGGGGCCGGGGGGCUGGACCGCUGGUCCCUGUCCUCGCUGCCCUCCGAGGAGAGGUCCUCGGCGGCGCCCUCCCGCGAGUUCAGGAUGCUGUCCGGCUGCGCGCACGGCCCCAAGAGGGACCUCGGGGACCGGCUGGCCGCCUCCUUCGCCAGCCAGGCCCUCCUCCAGCCCGCGUGCUCGGGCAGGGAGGCCAGGAGCCUGCACACGCAGAUGCUCAAGAACAAGCUGGACGAGGCCGUGCUGUCUUCCCGCGACCGCAAGAUCGUGGCGCUGGUGCUGGCGCGGCUGCAGAAGGCGCAGCGGAUGCGCGAGCUGCAGCGGCAGGCGGCGGCCGCCUGGGAGGAGCUCAAGCGCUCGGACCGCAAGGUGCAGGCGACCCUGGAGCGCGAGCGCCGGCAGCUGCUGCAGCAGAGCCGCGCGCAGUGGCAGCGCGAGCGGGAGCAGCGCGAGCGGGGGGAGCAGCGCGGGGAGCAGCGCGGGGAGCAGCGCAGGGCCCGCCCGAGGGCGCGCGACGGCCAAGCCAGGCACGACCUGUGGGGGGUGCCCGAGGACCACGGCUGGGAUGCGCAGCAGCAGCAGCAGCAGCGCCACGACAGGCAGGAGCGGACGCGGGCCCGCCCGGAGCCCGCCCCCACCCCCAAGCCCAGGAGGCCGGGCCCGGUGCAGCGCCUCCGGGAGCGAGAGCAGGAGCUGGAGCAGGAGCUGGAGCUGGAGAAGAACCUGGAGAAGACGCUGUCCGAGCAGCGGAAGCAGCCCAGCCUGGAGCAGCAGCAGCAGCCGCCGCCGCCGGCGAGGAGGCUGGUGCCGUCCACGACCACCAUCACCACGACGGCCACGACGUGUCCCAAGCAGCAGGCGCCCCCUAGCGGCGGCCACAAGAAGGUGCGCGAGGCCAACCUGAGCUCCCUGGUCAACUUCCAGGCGCGCAAGGUGCUCAUGGACUGCCAGGUGAAGGCCGAGGAGCUGCUGCGCCGGCUGUCGCUGGAGCAGAGCGCGCAGCGGGCGCAGGAGCAGCUGCACAGGGGCCUGGCGGGGAGGGAGCAGCUGCACCGGGAGCUGUGGGAGCUGCAGGAGCAGGAGGAGGAGCAGUGCCAGCAGGAGCUGGAGGAGCAGCGGCGGGUGCGCCGGCGGCUGCUGGGGCGGCUGGCGGCCGAGCAGAAGGUGCAGCAGGCCCGGGAGCUCCGCCUGCGGCGGGAGCAGAGCCACCAUGUCCUGAAGCUCAAGGCCGAGAAGGAGGAGAAGUGCCACGUGGAGGGCAUCAAGGAGGCCAUCCGCAAGAAGGAGCAGAGGACGGAGCAGCUGGCCCAGGACAAGGAGGCCGCCUCUGAGGGUUUCCAAAAGGCGCAGCUCCGAGGCGGCGGCUACUGA
Molecule: messenger RNA, 1857 nt
Organism: Pipistrellus kuhlii (Kuhl's pipistrelle)
Lineage: Eukaryota; Metazoa; Chordata; Mammalia; Chiroptera; Vespertilionidae
Gene: CCDC185
Product: coiled-coil domain containing 185
Exons: 2
Coding region: 1-1857 (618 amino acids)
Source: RefSeq, a predicted model, not a curated record